AUGUCGAACUCUCUGGGAUCGUUUCUUCUGGCAGGGCUGAUGCAGCCUCUUCUCGGCACCAUCCAGAACUGGACGUCGAAGAAGCGCAAGGAGCGAGAAGAUGAAUUCGACGACAGCACCGGAGGCGUCUGCGGGCUUCGCCCUGCGGCGGGGGGUGCAUCCGGAGGGCGAGGCCUGCGGCGAGCGGCGGUUUCCAGGGUUCCCUCAGGCUGCUUGCUGCGGCAAGGCGGCAGAAUCAUUCCGUUGGACAGUGCCCCUGAAGGAGGCAGCGGCCGAGCCAACCUUGCGGGCCUAUCGGCGGCGUCCAGGUCGGGCGCGCCCGCCGCCAAGAGACGCCGAGGCUCCGCCGGAAAAAGACUGAAAGCAUCAAGUGGAGGCCUUCAGACCAGCGAGGGACCUGAGAACUCCGCGGAGACGGCGCUUGGCCUCCCCGCCAACGGACAAGAGCGGCAGGACGCCGAGGCGAAGACGAAACGCGGCAAGGCACCAAAGAGGAAGCUGAAGAAAGGACCACAGAAAGAUGCGAUUUCCGAGUUGACAGGAAGCGAGAAUCGAAUGGUGCCGGAACAGGAAGCUUUACAUGAGCGGGCUCUGCAGGCUUCCGAAAGAGCGCUUCUCUGCGCAGAAAAUGGCCCCCGCGCUGCCCUCUCCGUCUCUGCCUCGAGACUCGCUGGGUCGUCCGUGCCCGCCGACGUGGGGGGAUCGAGUCACGUAAGAAGCGCUUCGACGGAUGGCUUCUUGAGGGAGGCACCGGGAGAGGCAGCUGCGAGAAACGGGUCGGCAGUCUCCUCGGCGCCUCCUCUCCUCCCCAGUGGACCCACGCUCCAAAAAUACGGGCGGCCAGGGAGUUUCGCGACCGCAGCAUUCCCGUCUGUUCUUUCCGCGUCCUCGGCGUUGUCGGCUCCCAGUUCUUCGUUCCUUCUCACACGUACCACCAGCGAUGCUGGAGAGAGAGAAAGAGACCUCAGGCGACCCCAACCCGCAUCCCUUCCUUCGUCUCUCGAUUCGCAGGUGAACCAGCGCGACGAUCUUCCAGGAUCCGCCUCUCUGCGUCUCCUUGCUCAGCCAAUCGAUAAGCCAGUUCCGCGAAGCGACAUUAGCGCCGCAGACGGCGGCCUUCGCUUUGCAGGCGACCGAGGAGAGGGUGCAGCCCCUAAUUUCCAAAUAGGGAGAGAAGCGGACGAGAAGGGCAGCAACUCGCAGCUCUCGCGAUUCCUGCGGCCGCUGUCGUCACUGAGCGCCGCGUCGUCUUCCACCGCCGCGUCCGCCAAGACCUGUGGGACUAGCCGAAGCGCUUCCUCAGCCUGCGAGUCCUUCUCGUGCGCGCCCGACGCCGGGGCCCAAGAGAUUGUCUCUUCUUCGAUGCCAAGCACCGGCCUUCGGGAGGACGGAGUGAAGCUGACGAAGAACGUCUGGGGCUUGUUUGGUGAGGGCGCGCGAUUACAUGGCGAGGAGACUGUCGACUCCUGCUGCGCUGGACACCAGCUGAGCGCGCAGAACAGAGACUUAGCUUGCGAUGUGAGCCGCGGAGGCGAGGACAAGGAGAAUCAAGCCCUGCAAGACGACGACGGCUGUGGCGAGUCACGGGAGAGGACUGAGGUGUUUGGCCAUCGCGUUCUCCGUCCUCUCCGAAGCAAAAACCUUCACGAAAACUACGACGCGCUGAUCGACAUUGUCGCCUUCGCCAAACGCAGGUGCGAGAGGGAGACGAUGGAGCUGCUUCGCAAGGACGUGCAGAUUCUGUACUAUGCGCGAGGCCUGCACCAUCCGUCCCACGUGAAGACGUUUCAGAGGCAGCACGACCACGCGCAGGGCUCGGUCGCGCCUGCAGUCCCGCCGUCGGCUUCGGCAAGCUCGUCGUCUCUUCCGUCAGUCACUGCGGCGCUGGCGGCAGGAGCGCAUCCGCACAGCUGUCCCUCGUGGGCCACGCGCGAGGAACUGCGCGCCGCUGUGAGGCGGCAAGACGAGUUGAAUCCCUUCACGGUGUUUGGCGAGGCACCCCCCGAGUUGGUGUUGUCGGAGAUUUACGACCAGCGCCACUACACGCACGUCUCCGCCCAGACGCGCGCCUCCCAUCCGGUGAUUUCUCGGCUCGCCGCGACGCACAGUUCCGGCGACGCGACCCGGGCCCAAGACGACGAAGAAGAACGGCAGCACGAUCUGCAGAAGCGGCAGCUGCAGGACUCGCUGAGGGAGCGGACCGCGCGGCGAGAAAUCACGCCGGAGGAAGCCAAGCGGCUGUGGAUGGAGGCUAUGGAGGAGUUCCAGCGCAAGAGAGCCGAACGGGGAGCUGGGCGAGGCAGGGACGCGGUGUCUCAGGCCAUUCAACAGGAGCUGGUGAAGUACGGCUUCGCUCGCCAACUCGACGUCAGCGUCUUCCGCGAGAGGCUGCUGCCCGCGCUCGAGGCCUGGUGGAAGGGACAGUGCGACGUCGAGCUGGACUGGAGACACGACCCGCUUACCAGCGAAGAGUGCGUCUGGUACGCCGAAGCGAUGCAGGCGCUGACCGACGCCACUGAAGUUAUGACCGUCAAGCAGCUCUGCUUCUGCCCGACGCCGCCGCCGUACAAGCCCUGGUCGUGGACCGACAGCCGCUUUCGUCUCAGGCAGAAAACCGAGGCUCGCAAGCGCGAACGCGCCCUGCGGCAGCGAAGGCGCUCGGAAGAGGAUCGCCAGGGGCAAGUCGAACGCGAAGCCGCACUGGCAGCGCAGGAUCCCUGGAAGGUGGCGCAAACUCCGCCCGCCUCGGGGUUCUGCCAGGGAGCAGACGGCAGAGGCUGCAUGAGCGCCAGGAAGCGGUCGCGAGCUCGUGGGAGAUGCGCAGGCGAAGGCAUCGCGCGACAGAAGAGCAGCGAGGCAAAGGGCGUCCAAGAAGGCGCGGCGGGCAGCGCGUUUCUGCUCACGUACGGCCCUGGCGACGAAGGCCGCACGCUGAGUCACGCAGCGCUAGGGAGAGAAGAGAGGCUCGGUCUCGCCGGAGGAGGCGCGAGAGGCGACAAUGACGCCAGCUACGACCCUCUCUCCGAGGGCUCGCCGAUCACACCUCAGAUACGCCGAGGCGUCGGCGGACAGCUUGUGGUGAUCACACGCCGCGCCGGCCUCUCUCAGGAGCACGCCUCCCGGGGGACAGGUGCUGAGGGUCCUUCAGGAGCUUGCGAUGUGACAGGCGACCGCGAAUCGAAGCGCCUGAAGCCCAGCACUGCAGGCGGCACUACGCCGGCUUCUUUUUUUCCAACUAAAGUGCCGAGCUCUUUCGCACCCGCGGUUUCCUCGGCGUCCUCCACUUCCGGAACCUCGACCUGGCACUUUUCUUCCGCCUUUCUGGGAGCGAAGAGCCAGGGGCUCAUGGACUCCCGAGAUGCCGGCGUUGCCAAUUCUGCCUCCGCGGCGUGGGCAGCGGCGAAGCACCGCGGUGCGCGCGCCUACCACUGCAAUACUCCGCCGAAGAAGACGGGAAUGCGUUCGGCUUUGGAGAGACGCGCGGCGGCGACGGCCGCAGCCGCGGCGGCGGCAGUGACGAGCUGGACGGGAAGUCGGCCUCAUAUGUCUCCGGACACCGCGAUCAGGAUGUCUCCUGGCUUUUUUUCGAACAAAACGCUUCCAGCCACGCAGUGGUGGCCGCGGAGUCAGGCUUUCAAAGGCUCCCAGCUGUUCUCGCCGUUUUCCACCGCAGUGAACGGCGGCAAAGACGCGAAAGCGCCGUCAGCCUUUCCCGGGCUCUCUCAGGAGGCUCGAGCGCUUGGACAGAAGUUGCCAGCAGCGACUGGAUCAGGGUCCCGCGCCGGACUGGCGUCCGCUGCCGCGCGGCCAGCUGAAGGCCUGUGGACAAGAAUGGAACAGGCUGCGGCGCGGCAAGCGGGAAAGAGUGUCUACUGCCGCCCUUUGGCUGCCGCUCCAAAAGCUCGUCUCUCGAUCGGCCGCGUGUACGGGGUCAGGCACGACUUGGGUCGGGCUCCGUACUCAUAUUGGUCUGCAUUUGCAGACUCACGGAAUGCCCUUCGCGCCACCGGCACGUUGGCAGGAGAGGGCGCAGAAGCUGCGGGUCCCAUGCGAAGGCGGUCCAAAGGCCGCGCCGAGGGGGGGCAGACGAACGAAGGCAGCUGUGGCCGCCUGUGA
This is a messenger RNA of Besnoitia besnoiti, 4116 nucleotides long. RefSeq lists its product as uncharacterized. The transcript has 2 exons. The record is from RefSeq and is a predicted model, not a curated record. Bases 1 to 4116 code for a protein of 1371 amino acids. Lineage: Eukaryota; Apicomplexa; Conoidasida; Eucoccidiorida; Sarcocystidae.